AUGGGGUUAAUUAAAAGUAUUUUUUACCCAAACAUUAUACCAAGGAUCAAAAAUGAAAUAAAGGGAUACAACAUUAAUCAGAGUGUGAAGAAGGCAUUGGUGUCCGACACAGGUCUUCUAACCAUCCAUUUUUGGGCUCCCACAUUUAAAUGGUCAAUAUCUUUGGCGAACAUUGUUGAUAUAAACAGAGACCCAAAACUCUUAUCCCUUCCCCAGCAGUUUGCUAUAUGUCUAACUGGAUUACUAUUCACAAGAUUUGCUUACGUCAUUAAACCACGAAAUUAUAAUUUAUUAACAAUAAACUUCUUCAUGAGUUUAACAGCCUUGUAUCAGAUUGCACGUAUAGGGAAUUAUAAGUAUAAUACGGUUUAUAAAAGAGGAGAAAAUGGAAUGGAAAAUAUGGAGAAACAAUGA
Plasmodium gonderi is the source of this 414-nucleotide messenger RNA. RefSeq names its product mitochondrial pyruvate carrier protein 2. NCBI's taxonomy places the organism in Eukaryota, Apicomplexa, Aconoidasida, Haemosporida, Plasmodiidae. The coding region runs from base 1 to 414 and encodes 137 amino acids. Gene Ontology annotation, biological process: pyruvate import into mitochondria. The record is from RefSeq and is a predicted model, not a curated record. The transcript has 4 exons. Gene Ontology annotation, cellular component: mitochondrial inner membrane.